UAGGCUCGCGGUCCCCGCAUGAACAAUAAUGGGCAAAGGUUUCUGUGCUAUGGGUUUGAUUAUACCCUGAAACUUACUAUGAUAAAUACAUAAUUCCCCCAGUGCAGUGGUUUCACCCUGGUCGCAUGACUCAGUCUUUUGCCCUCACAGCAGAUAUUCAGAAAACGAUUCUUAGUCCACUUCGUAUGGGCAUACCCGUUAACCCCCACCGAAAAUCGCACGGCUUGGAUUUCAAGUAAUUUUACUCCAUGCUCGUUGGAUGCGAACAGAACUUGAUUCAAUAGAAAUAAUUACAGCCCAGCUUAACUAUUGAUUCAAUUCAUUAUAGAGAAACAAUGGUGGCUGUGAGACUGUUGGUUUUGGCCGCUUGUGUGGCCUGGGUGUCUUGUGUUCCUACGCCGUUCAGUUCUGAGAGGACGUGCCACAUCGAUGACUUCCAACUUCAAGAGGACUUCUCACUGGAAAGGUUUAUGGGCACCUGGUUCGUGGUAGCGCAGGUUCAGCGGACGCACUACCCGUAUCAGAGACGCUCCCACUACGGUCUACGCGAGGACGGCACGGUCUCAAUGAAAACCAACAGAGUGGUCAGGCCUGGCGACUGUAACUCGUGGCAAUUUGAAGCCCGGGUCACGGCCGAUGAAGACUCCAACAACCCGGCCAAGAUGUUACUGUAUCCACCCAUGCCCAACUACCCACCAGAGGAUUACUGGGUUGUGAGUACGGACUACACCAGCUAUGCUUUGGUGUACAGCUGCGGGGAGCAGCGCUCUGACGGCUCGUGCACAAAGCGGGGCGAGCACGCUUGGCUGAUGGGAAGGUCCCUGGCUGGUGUACCUGAGGAAAUACGGACCAGGGUGCCGGAGUUGCUGUCAUCGGUGUGCAUACGACCACAUCGACUGCAUGAUGUACCACGGGAUUGUGAGGUAGAGCUGACUCAAGCCCCCAACCACCUCCCUGCCGCCUCCACAGGAUGUCAGGCUGAUGGCAACACAGAUUGCAGGCGGGGUGCCAGCACACUAAACCCAUGUGCAAUAGCUAACUUUCAGCUGCAGAAGGAUUUCAUAAUAGAAAAGUUUCUGGGUGAGUGGUAUGAGGUUGCCCACACCAGAAUGCGCAACAGCACCCUCAAGCUGCCAGACAUGCGCUCCUUGCUCUUCAGCCGUGGCCCAGCUGGCCAGGAUGCUCACAUGUCACUACUGAUGAAAGACAUUAAGUUGGAUGGGCGUUGUGCUAACAUGAAUAUGCCAGGGUCUGGCUGGCUGGGCCCGGAGCACCCAGCUAAGAUCAUCGUUAGCUUCCCUAUCCCACAGAAAUACGGAGUCAGUGGAGCUGUGGAAUACUGGAUUCUGUCGACUGACUACACAAGUUAUGCUGUGACAUACUCCUGCCACCGCACGUAUGAGGACAGCACCUGUGACAAACAGAGAGAGGCACUGUGGGUACUGAGUCGCACACCGUCCCUACCCCACAGGGUAGAGAGGAAGGUGGACCAGGCUAUCAGAGGGGUGUGCCUUGACCCGGUACUGGUCACAGACAAUCAAGAGGUAUGCUACACUACAGAACUAGGCGAAAGAAAUGAAACACAUGCUGCUAUUAAGGGCAGGGCUGCUGUGACCACAGGAUGCGAUCCAGCCACAGCAAAGUAUGGGUGCUGCCUGCUCAACAACAGGCCAGCCAGAGGACCAAAUUACCGAGGAUGUCCACGUAUGAGGCCACCGGUUGCAGGUCAAGACAUUGAGAUGAGGCCAGUCUCUGAAGUGGUCAGACUACCACCCAUGCCUCUAGCUCUCACUGCUCAUGAACCACUCAAAGUCAAGAAAGUUGGGUGUGAUGAAAAGAUCAUCUGCAAGAUAUACUGUGAGUACGGCUUCAAAAAAGAUGAAAACAACUGUGACAUUUGCCAGUGUGCAGAGGAACCACAGGAACAACAGGAAUCCAGCCCAACCACGACAUCAGAAGAUCACAUGCUGCGUGAGGCAGCACAACAGACCAAGCUUGUAUCGUGUCUGCAUCAAGCUAAGAGUGCCACCAAACUAGGCCUGCCAAUUUUGGAUUGUGCACAGGAUGGUAGCUUUACUCCGAUUCAAUGCCAUGGAGAGGACUGUUGGUGUGUGGACCAGACUAGCGGUCAUGAGCUGAAAGGCUCGCGGGUCUCUGAUGGCACAAAGCCUGACUGCAGUCAGAUCCCAACUCCUAGUCAAAUGGAUCCCAAGCUGACCUUCGAUUGUCUGGCCCGCCGUGUAGAAGCGGAAUCCACUCUGGACAUUGAUGAAGGCUCCGGUCACAUCUACAUACCAGUCUGUGAUGAGCAUGGACGGUACCAGCCAGUGCAGUGCUACAUAGAGAGUGAACUCUGCUGGUGUGUGGACACACUGACAGGGGAACAGCUAGCUGAUAGUGUGACACAGGGGAUGCCAAUAUGUGCCCCCUAGGGUGGGGAGCAGAGGAAAGGCAGACCAUAUCAGUGUGUGAAGUAACCCAACAAAAUUGCAUGUUGAUAUUACUGAAUUUUGCUGUGCCACAUGAAAUGUAUAUGAAAAAUCUGUGAUAUUGCUUGCGAGGCAACGAGAAACUGAACAUAGGGUUCCCACAGAAAUCUUAAAAUGGGAAUUCCAUGACUUUUCCAUGACUUUUCCAUGACUUUUCCAUGACUUUUCCAUGACAAAAUUAGGGCUAUCCAUGACUAAUUCCUAUGCUGUUUUGCAUCUUAGGAGCCUUUUGCACUUUCCAGUUUGUCACAAGACCACUGAGCACCAAGAAAGCAUGACAAUUGUACAUUGAACAUGCAACAAGUAUUAGAGCAUACAUGCAUAAAGAAGAAGUGCAGUAAACUGGAUUGCAAACUGGAAGACUGCUAUAGGAAAAUUCAACAUCAUCACGUAUGGGUUGUGCAGGGUUCCAUGACUUUUUCCAUAAAUUUGUUUCUUGGAAUAUACACUUUCCAUGAAAUCUUGUAAAAACAACAAAAUUCCAUGACUUUCCAUGAUAGCUAUAACAUUCCAGGAUGUUCCAGGAUUGUUUCAGGACUGUGGGAACCCUGUGUACAACACAUGGUAGUGAGAAGUCAAUAACUGAUGAAGCUGGGCCAACUCAACUGCAUGUUAAUAACAUAUGGAGAAAUCCUUCACCUGAUAUGCCCUCAAUAUAUUAAUUCUAAACAAUCACUUGACAAAUUUCCCUCUCACUCUUGAUUUAUUGCUCUGGUCAUUAUUGGUGGUAGUCUUGGUCCAAGACUGCAUUUGGUUUUUAUUCCCCUAAUGCAGCCGCUCCCUGAAUCAAAUCGGGUCUAGAGAACUUUGGCAGUGCUAACCAGAAACUACACACUGUAUUCAGGCUAAUGCACGUGCAUAAUCCUUGCUUGUAAUUUCCCGGGUGACACUGCCAAAAUUCCCAAGACUGAAUUUGAUUCAUCUUGUUGAUAGUGACCUCUGCCGCCGCGGUGGUUUUACACUGCUUGUCGGGAACCAGCUCUAUUACGGGGACUGAAAUGCAAAUCCAGCCUUGGAUCAAGACUAUUUUGGUAGUGGCAUAAUACACAGCCAAUGACAACAAACCCAGCUGAUGGUUUUAAAUUAAGACUUAUGUGCACUUAACAAAAUAGAAAAACUACU
Molecule: messenger RNA, 3611 nt
Organism: Patiria miniata (bat star)
Lineage: Eukaryota; Metazoa; Echinodermata; Asteroidea; Valvatida; Asterinidae
Exons: 16
Coding region: 336-2432 (698 amino acids)
Molecular function (GO): retinol transmembrane transporter activity; serine-type endopeptidase inhibitor activity; retinoid binding
Source: RefSeq, a predicted model, not a curated record